UUCGGAAGAGCCGGAUUAACGCUUUCAGCGCCGAUUGUGGGAGAGCGAUAGAUGGGCUCCUUGCAAAACUAACGCUUGAUAAGCAUACAUGGUUGUAUGAGGGUACACGUAUUCGAGCAAAAUUAUAAUGAUGUUACAAACACUCCGACCAUCGCUGUGUCUUCUCAGAUGUACGGGGAGGGUGACAGCAGCUUUCACAAGGCUUUACCAUGGGGAUAAAGUGGCAACACUCGGUUCUCAGCCCGAUACAAACUCGCCACUCUUUCAGGAGAAUUAUGAACGAAUGCAGGCCCUUGUCAUGGAACUGAAGGAGCGAGCAGAAAAAAUCAAAUUUGGUGGUGGAGAAAAGGCAAGAACACUGCACACGUCCAGAGGGAAGCUGCUGCCCAGGGAGCGCAUUGACAGGCUGCUCGACCCCGGCUCUCCUUUUCUGGAACUUUCCCAGUUUGCAGGAUACCAGUUGUAUGGUAAGGAGGAAGUUCCAGCUGGUGGCAUCAUUACAGGCAUUGGCCGAGUGUCAGGGUGCAUUGUCACCUUUUUUUUCUGGUUCCCAGUGGACUCUGGAGGAGCAAACUUACCAAGACAGGCUGAUGUCUUCCCAGAUCGGGAUCACUUCGGACGCAUCUUCUACAACCAGGCACGCCUGUCCUCUAAAGGAAUCGCACAGAUAGCUGUCGUUAUGGGAUCCUGUACAGCAGGGGGAGCUUAUGUUCCUGCCAUGGCUGAUGAAAGCAUUAUAGUAAGGAAGCAAGGCACGAUAUUUCUGGGAGGUCCUCCACUGGUGAAAGCUGCAACUGGUGAAGAAGUGUCAGCUGAAGAGUUAGGUGGUGCGGACCUCCACUGCAGAAAGUCUGGCGUCACAGACCACUAUGCUUUGGAUGACAACCAUGCACUUCACUUGGCUCGAAAGGCUGUAAGAAGUUUGAAUUAUCGGAAGAAAAUUGAAGUGACAGUGGAGCCUCCAGAGGACCCCCUGUAUUCUUCCGACGAAUUAUACGGCAUCGUUGGCGACAACCUGAAAAGGACCUUUGACAUUAGAGAGGUUAUUGCACGAAUAGUUGAUGGAAGUAAAUUUGACGAAUUCAAAGCCUUUUACGGAGACACACUGGUCACAGGUUUCUCCAGAAUCUUUGGAUAUCCUGUGGGGAUCAUUGGGAACAAUGGAGUCCUUUUUUCAGAGUCAGCAAAGAAAGGAACACAUUUCAUUGAGUUGUGCUGCCAAAGGAAUAUUCCACUUAUUUUUCUACAGAAUAUCACAGGGUUCAUGGUUGGGAGAGAGUAUGAAGCCGGAGGAAUUGCAAAGGAUGGUGCCAAAAUGGUAACAGCAGUGGCCUGUGCCAAUGUCCCCAAAAUCACAGUCAUUAUAGGAGGUUCUUACGGAGCAGGAAACUAUGGCAUGUGUGGCAGGGCCUACAGCCCAAGAUUCCUGUACAUGUGGCCUAACGCUCGUAUAUCUGUGAUGGGUGGCGAACAGGCAGCCACUGUUUUAGCAACAAUCACAAAGGACCAGAAAGCCAGAGAGGGAAAGCAGUUUUCUGCAGAAGAAGAAGCCGCUUUGAAAGAACCCAUAAUCAGACGGUUUGAAGAAGAAGGCAGUCCAUACUAUUCCAGUGCCAGGCUGUGGGAUGAUGGAAUCAUUGAUCCCGCUGAUACCAGACUGGUGCUGGGUCUGAGUCUCAGCGCCGCCUUUAAUGCUCCCACAGAGAGGACGACCUUCGGAGUCUUCCGAAUGUGAUCAGGCGGCACAGUCUAUUGACUGCAGGAAAUUAAGCUGCAUCCAAUUAACAAAGGGUUCACUUCAGUGUUUCAGUAAAUAAUUGUAUGCUUAGCCCAGUGUGCUGUUUCGAAUCAUUUUGUUCCAAGAAAACUUAACCUGGUUUUGAUCGGGAAAAAUCAGCAAGAGUUCGUUUUUGACUGACCCAUAAUAAAAUGUUUAAACCAUC
Lepisosteus oculatus (spotted gar) is the source of this 1943-nucleotide messenger RNA. The record is from RefSeq and is a predicted model, not a curated record. Lineage: Eukaryota; Metazoa; Chordata; Actinopteri; Semionotiformes; Lepisosteidae.